AUGAAUGAGCUGAAGAAAAGAAUCAAUAAAAGAAGGUACUCUGAUACUUCUCUGAUCGAUUAUUGAAUCACCUACCAAAAAAACCACGAAGUGACAAAAAAAGAAGAGAGCAGUGGGAAUGGAAAUUGGUUCCCAAUCCGGCAAAACACAAGAAGAGGAUCAAAUUUAAUCCUCAACUACCUUGGAAGUCUCAAAAAGCAGCCCUCAAUGGUUUUGAAUCCAGAAAGCACUUUAAAAAUUAUAUUUGACUCUUUUCAUGGUCUUUUAAUUAUAAUGCAACUUAUCACAAUUCCUUUUCUUAUGUAUUUUGAAGAUCCUGAGUUUACUUCUUGGAGAAAAACUAAUGAAAUAUUGAAUUUUUUAUUUUAUUUUGAAAUUGUAUUACAAUUUAACACCGCAUAUUAUGAAAAAGGACAUCUAGUGUGCACUAGAAAAGAUAUUGCUAUUAAAUAUCUUAAGACAUGAUUUGCCUAUGAUAUGGUUGCUUGCUUUCCGUUUGAUUACAUACUGGCCGGAAAAUUGGCGGCGAAUGACGAUUCUACUAGUCUAGACGCACUAAACACUAGCAGGCUUUUUACCUAUACCAAAAUUAUACAGUUAGGCCGCUACUUCAAACUGCAAGGAAUCCUGAACCAUGCUGCAACCUGCACAAUGGAUCCUAAAAUCAGUGAAUUUUUCAAGUUUUUCAGGCUGGUAUUGGUUGCUACGCUGGUAAACCAUUACACAGCUUGUGCUUGGUAUUAUCUUUCUUGACUUGAUUCUUUUCAUUACCCACAAACUUGGAUAACGAAAUGAAUAGACGUGCGUGGCCCAAAAGACACUUUGGGAUAUUAUUUUGAAGCACUUUAUUUCGCAGCGACCACUUUAUUUACGAUAGGAUACGGAGACUAUGUUCCUUGCACAAUUUCUGAGAAAGAGUUUUGCAUCGUCAUAAUGAGCACUGGGGUUCUGAUUUUCUCAUAUAUUGAAAGCAGGAUCAGCCAAAAUGUGAUUGAUAGGUAUGAAGAGAAAGCUAAAUUUAUGGAAUAUCUCGUCAAUCUGAAUAUCUUUAUGAGAAAACAGAAGCUGCCAAGUCUGCUUAAGUUUAAAGUAAGGACUUAUAUGGAUUACAUGAAAUCCCUUACAACUAACUCAGAGUUGAAAGAGCUUGAAGUCUUAAAAAUGCUUUCACCGCCUUUGCGUGAAGAAAUCCUCGGAGUCACCAGAGGGAAAGAGCUACAUUUGUGCCCAAUCUUUAAGCAGCUGUAUGGAACUAAAUUAAUCAACGAAAUCAGCAAGCUUUUACAGCUAAAAAAUUUUGCCCCUGAGGAUGUGCUCUUUAAGGAAGGCGAAAACGAAACAGUCAUUUAUUUCAUUACUGCUGGCAUAGUUGAAGUUUACCACGAAAAAACCAGAACUGUCUUUAAAGAGCUUGCAGAAGGCAAAUAUUUUGGAGAAAUUGGGUUUUUUACUCGACAAGUCCGAACUGCCAGCAUCAGAUGUGUAUCUUUCUGCGAUAUGAUUUCUUUAAGCCGCGAUCAGCUUGAUAUUCUUGUCAAGAGGAAGCCUGACGCGUUCCAAAAGACAUUACAGCUGCAAACUUUAUGCCAAAGCCACGAUAACUCAAAAUACGCUCCUUUAGGCGUAUACUGCUAUCUCUGCAAUCUUUUAGGACACACAGCUAUCACCUGCGAGAAAAUUUUCGAAAAGAUAAAUAAAAACAGAAUGAAAGAGAAAUGGGUAAAAAAGCGGAUGACGUCAAAAAUAUUCAAACUGGCUGAUAUAAAGCAUCAUAUAAACUUAAAAAGGAAAAAACGGAAAAGCCGCAAGUUUUGCAGUCCUUUAAACUCAAGCGGAUCUAUAAGAACGCCUGAAGAGCUGUGAGGGGGCAAUGAAACUAUGCUUUGACAUGUGAAAACCCAUUUGGAAAGCUCAACGAUUGGGAAGCAAGUGCAAAGGGAAACGGACAAAUUGAUAAGAACUGAAAUGACUCCUAGGAGGCAGACUUAUUUGAAUGUGCUAGGAGAUAAUGAGAGCGAUGAAUCAGAUGAUGAUACCAGCAGCAGAUAUUUAGGUGACCAGUCUUUGUCACCAAGGUCUGAUGCAGGAUAUUUAGCAGCGUCUCAUAAAAGGGAAAGGUUUUUAUCGUUCCCUGAAGCUUAUCUUUCUACAUUUAAGUCCAAUGAUAUAUAUAUUAAUUAA
Blepharisma stoltei is the source of this 2181-nucleotide messenger RNA. The record is from the annotation of a GenBank genome assembly. NCBI's taxonomy places the organism in Eukaryota, Ciliophora, Heterotrichea, Heterotrichida, Blepharismidae.